Messenger RNA from Mangifera indica (mango), 2280 nucleotides. RefSeq lists its product as uncharacterized. NCBI's taxonomy places the organism in Eukaryota, Viridiplantae, Streptophyta, Magnoliopsida, Sapindales, Anacardiaceae. The transcript has 9 exons. Gene Ontology annotation, cellular component: plasma membrane; plasmodesma. Bases 358 to 1986 code for a protein of 542 amino acids. The record is from RefSeq and is a predicted model, not a curated record.
AACAAAAACAAAAACAUGGAGCAUCUUUAAAAAGUUUGUUUAAAGGACAAGUUGCUUUGGAAUGAAUCCCAACUCUUGUCUAAAGUAAAUAGCAAAAGAAGGCUAUAUUAUUGAUGGUAAUAAAAGAUGGUGGGCAUCAGAUGAAUUGAUAUUCGUAACCGUAAAAGAACACGUACCAAAGAUCACGGGCUCUACAUAUAGAAUGUAUGUAUGUAAUACUAGUAUAAUCAACGGAACGCUAAUCUUUUCCCGAGAGCCACACAACAGAAGAAUGAAAAAAUUCAUCUUCGAGAAAGUGGGAUAGAAAACAGGACCUAGCCAAAUCCAGGAACAGCAAUAAGUCUACAACUUCAAAAUAUGUUGAUAUGUUCCAGAUCAUCCUUCUUUCUUCUAGUUUUUCUUUCUGUUGUUCUUUUUACAUGCCAAACUUCUGCAACCUCUUAUACGCUUCGCAUUGCAGUUUAUGUAGAGAGCGAGAACGGUGAGGUGCUCCCAUGGAAGAUAAGGAGGUCUCUUGCAGAUGAAACGAUAGCAAGUAACUCAACUUUGAUUUUGGCUGCAAAUAGAACACAAAGGAGAGACCCUCUUGCGGAUUUUAAAACAUAUACUGGAGGAUGGAAUAUCAGCGAACGACACUAUUGGGCUUCCGUUGGUUUUACUGCGGCUCCAUUCUUUAUCAUUGCUGCGGUUUGGUUUGCACUUUUCGGUUUGUGUUUGUGCUUCAUAUGCCUCUGUUAUUGCUGCUGCCGAAGAGAGCCUUAUGGCUAUUCUCGAUUAUGCUAUGCCCUGUCCCUUAUUUUCCUCAUAUUCUUCACCAUAUCUGCAAUUGUUGGAAGCAUUGUUCUAUACACUGCUCAAGGAAAGUUCAACAAUCAUACGUCAGACACUCUUGGUUAUGUUUUGCAACAAGCCAAUGUUACUGGUGAAAACCUAAAGAAUGUGUCAGAGUAUCUUUAUGCGGCUAAACAGAUUACUGUCAAUUCAGUUUCUCUGCCAGUAGAUCUUCAGAGUGGGAUUGAUUCUCUUGAUGCAAAGAUUAACUCUUCUGCUAUCACUCUUUCAUAUCAGACUGAGAAGAACUCCAAAACGAUAAACAAUGCAUUGGAUAGCACGAGAUUGGCUCUUAUUAUUAUUGCUGCUGUAAUGCUAUUUCUGGCAUUUGUUGGGUUUUUAUUCUCUAUUCUUGGACUGCAAAGUAUUGUAUAUUUCCUGGUGGUCAUUGGGUGGAUUCUUGUUGCUGGCACAUUUGUUUUGUGUGGUGUAUUUCUUCUCCUCCAUAAUGUGGUUGCAGAUUCAUGUGUUGCAAUGGAUGAGUGGGUCCAGCACCCCACUGCACAUACUGCUUUAGAUGAUAUACUGCCAUGUGUGGAUAAUGCAACUGCCCAGGAAACCUUACUAAAAUCUAAGAAUGUAACGCAGCAACUUGUAGGUGUGGUUGAUAACAUCAUUAGGAGUGUUGCCAAUAGCAAUCUCCCACCACAAGCUGGACCUGUAUUUUACAAUCAGUCUGGUCCUAUGGUACCUCCUCUAUGCAAUCCAUUUAAUCCUGAUCUGACAGAUCGCAAAUGUGAGGCUGGCGAGGUGGAUCUGUACAAUGCUCCAGAGGUAUGGAAGAAGUAUGUUUGUGAGGUCUCAUCAUCUAAUAUGUGUACUGGUACUGGUCGGUUGAUCCCUAUCAUGUACAAUCAGAUGGCAGCUGCUGUGAAUGUGAGCUAUGUUUUGUAUCGUUAUAGUCCAUUCUUGAUUGGUCUGCAGGACUGCAGUUUUGUACGUGACACUUUCACAGUCAUAAGUAGCAAGUACUGCCCUGGUAUGCGCAGCAGUACUAGCUGGAUCUACAUUGGUUUAGUAAUGGUAUCCGCUGCUGUUAUGUUUUCACUCAUCUUCUGGGUGAUCUACGCAAGGGAGCGCCGGCAUCGCAUCUACACUAAAAGGGUUGAUGCUAAAACGCAUGGGGGCAUAAAGGGAAGAGAUAUUCAAAACUAAAGAGUAAAAUCUUCUUUGUAUAUUUUAAGUAUUAAAUAUAAACUGAUUUUCCCUCUUAAUAUACAGUAGAUUAUGUAUUUUAAUAUUUGGAAUGUAGUUGCGGGUUAUGUUGUCUUGUACUCUUACCAAAUUCUUUGCAUGUGUUUUAAGUAGAAUGUCUUUCAGGCUUGAGCCUGCACUAAUAUAGUUAGAAAUUUUUGAAUGAGUUAUGAAGGAUGUAAUGCUUUUUAUAAGCACUAGUGUCUGUAAUCCACUUUUGCAGAGAGUAAUACUAUUCUUCCUGUGUGAUAAAUA